Molecule: messenger RNA, 1248 nt
Organism: Talaromyces rugulosus
Lineage: Eukaryota; Fungi; Ascomycota; Eurotiomycetes; Eurotiales; Trichocomaceae
Exons: 1
Coding region: 1-1248 (415 amino acids)
Molecular function (GO): phosphonoacetate hydrolase activity
Source: RefSeq, a predicted model, not a curated record
AUGGGAUUCACAACAUCUCACGUCGAACUCCAUGGGAAAACGUACCAAGUUCCUCACCGUCCGACCGUGGUAGUGUGUGUCGACGGAUUUGAUCCAGAAUACCUCGAAGCAGGAUGCAAAGAUGGAAUUAUACCAACAUUGAAGAGCUUUGUCGAGUCAGGUUUCCAUGCAACGGCCAAUUGUGCGAUGCCUUCUUUAACCAACCCAAACAACCUAUCAAUAAUCACAGGUGCGCCAACAAACGUCCAUGGCGUGUCUGGGAACUACUAUCUCGACAAGGUCACAUGGGAAGAGCACAUGGUUCUGGACGACUCGACAAUGCAUGGUUCUACAAUCCUCGAGCAGUUGGCUAAUUCUGGGGUGCGAGUGGCAGCUAUCACUGCGAAGGAUAAGUUGAGAAGAAUCAUCAACCAUGGCCUCGUACCAGCAAAGGGUGCUGUGUGCUUCUCCGCCCAAUGCGCGAACGACUGCACCGAAUCAGAGCACGGAAUCAAGGAUGUAGAGAAGUGGUUAAAUCUGCCACUUCCAACCCAAUAUUCCGGCGAACUAUCACUUUUUGUCCUCGACGCGGGGCUCAAAUUGCUUCAAGAAAACCGUGCUGAUUUCUUCUAUCUAACGCUGUCCGAUUACAUUCAACACAAGCAUGCCCCUGGCUCCCCCGAAGCAAACGACUUCCUUCAGAAGCUAGAUACUAUACUCGGGGAAUUCGUCAAACUUGGUGCCGUUGUUGUUGUUACCGGAGACCACGGGAUGAGCGACAAGUCGGACUCAGAAGGAAACCCCAAUGUACUCUUCUUGGAAGAUUUUCUAAAAUCCAAGUGGCCAGAAUGCGGCGCAAGAGUUAUUUGCCCAAUUUCAGAUCCCUUCGUCAAGCACCACGGCGCUUUAGGUGGUUUUGUUCGAGUUCAUAUGACCGACACAACCCAAAUAAACGAAAUACUGUCGCAGACUCGACAGCUACCUCAGGUAGAAGUUGCAUACACGGGCGAAGAGGCAGCGGCGGUGUUUGAUAUGCCGCUAGAUCGAGAAGGCGACAUGGUUGUUAUCUCGAAAAAAAACUUUGUCGUCGGCAGCCGAAAGGACGAGCACGAUCUAUCCCAGCUCCAGGGCCACCGAUUACGUUCACACGGAGGCCUAUCCGAGCAGGCAAUUCCCUUGCUUAGGUCUACUCCAAUAAAAGCAAAUGAUCAAAUUGAUGGAAGAAAAUGGAGAAAUUUUGAUGCCUUCGAAAUAGCUCUCAAUUAUUGA